AUGGAAAUUAGGUUAGAUGGAAGGCAAUACCUUGAAUUACGCCCUAUAAAUAUUAGAAUAGGAGUUUUUCAUGGUUUAAGUGGUUCCUCAGAUUUUUCAAUGGGUUUAUCACGUGCAACAGCUGUUGCGUGGCAACCUGAAGAGACAAAUAAUAUACGAGGUAAAUCAUAUUUAGAUGUGAUUAUUAGACCAAAUUCAGGAUCUACAGGGGAUACAGAAAAACUUUUAGAGCUAUAUUGUACUCGAGUUUUAGAAGAUAUUAUAGACUUUAAACAAAUUCCACGUUGUAUUGUUUCUGUAGCUAUUCAAGUAAUCUCUCAAGAUGGUCCAAUAUUUCCAAUAUGCUUCAAUGCAGCAGUUUUGGCAUUAUUAGAUGCUGGUAUACCAAUGACUACUACACCUUUAGCUAUUUCAAUUGCAGAGGCAUGCACAUACCAAUUGAAUGAUUUAAGUAAACAUAUAAUUAUAGACCCAAAUGGUGAAGAAAUAGAUAAAUGUAUAUCUUGCUCACAUUAUAUUGUAAGUAGUAGAAGCAAUCAAAUUAUUGCAUGUUUGAUAGCAAAAGGGACAGGUAUAACUUACAAUGAUAAGAUAUAUGACUUUGAUUCAAUAUCUAUCGCUAUAGCAGGAACCAAAGUUCUAUGUAAUUAUAUACGUAAUUAUUUACAAAAAACAUUGUUGGAUAAUGUAGGCAAGUCAUAUGACAAUAAUAUUAGUUAA
Cryptosporidium muris RN66 is the source of this 720-nucleotide messenger RNA. Its product is annotated as 3' exoribonuclease family protein, putative. NCBI's taxonomy places the organism in Eukaryota, Apicomplexa, Conoidasida, Eucoccidiorida, Cryptosporidiidae. Bases 1 to 720 code for a protein of 239 amino acids. The transcript has a single exon. Gene Ontology annotation, cellular component: nuclear exosome (RNase complex); nucleolus; cytoplasmic exosome (RNase complex). Gene Ontology annotation, biological process: nuclear mRNA surveillance; rRNA catabolic process; poly(A)-dependent snoRNA 3'-end processing. The record is from RefSeq and is a predicted model, not a curated record.